AGCCCCCCUCCCCCCAGGAGGAAUAGACGGAUUACUGCUAGCUGUGCACACAGCAGCCUGCAGCUGCUCUGACCAGGGCCAGCCCAACAUUGGGAGGAAGCAAUAGGAACACAGAAGAGGAGAGGAGAGGAGAGGGGGAUGACUGUGCCGGGAGUUCUUUAGCCUUUUUCUGUCUCUCAGUCUCUGUCACAACAGGGCUAAUCAGCGACCGACAAGCCCUUGGCAAAGUCACAGUGAGGGAGGUCUCUCACCCAAACAGGCGACCAGCCGGACAAGCCAACACAUGUAUCAGGACCUGACAGAACUGGGGAUUUUUUAUUAAUUUCACUUGGUCACUUCUUUUCUCCUUUUCUGUCGUGUUUAACUGCGCUAUGGAUCAUUGUGAUUUAUCUACAGUGCAGCUGCAUUUUGGAGUCUGCAGCCUGGCAGGGGGACAGUUGGUGGGGGCAGAAGGAAUCCGGGCACCUGCUAAGCCUUCAUGGCCUCAAUGCUGUCUGUGAGUGUUUUCCAUGCUGCUCUCAGUCUUUAAUAUCAGGAGCCAUUUUGUACCCUUGGCUAAUCGAGGGCCACACCACUUUCUUAAAAAAGAAAAAAAAAAAACAUCUAUCUCAUGCCAUUCUGGGGAAAAGGAAUUACAGAUGAAUGCUGUGUGUGACUGUUGCGCUUAACAUUUGGAAAGAGGCAAAAAGGAGGACUUUCAAACUAAUGAGCAUCCCCCUGCAUUGUCGAUGGAACUUUGGAGCCUUGAGUUGCUCCAGCCAGGCUAGGGUGGUCUGUCCUUUGGUGUGUGCCAUAUCCCCCCACCAUGCAGAAUAAUGAGCCCUCCACACCAUGAGUCCUCUGGGCCAGGUUAGUGUGCAGCCUACCUGGAACGCAGCCCUGCUCGCCGUGCUUUCCCUCAUGGUGCCUGCCUUCAGUAUGUGCCAGUCCACAGGCCCUGAGUUGGGCUCAUCUAAGCCACAGAACUGUCCAGGUGUGUGCUCCUGCACUAACCAGCUCAGCAAGGUGGUGUGUACACGCAGAGGGCUGAUUAGGGUUCCUCCAAACAUCCCAGCCAACACCAGGUACCUGAACCUGAUGGAAAACAGCAUAGAGACCAUACAGGCAGAUACAUUUAGACACCUGCAUCACCUGGAGGUACUACAGUUGGGCAGGAAUGCUAUCAGGCAGAUUGAAGUGGGGGCCUUUAAUGGCCUGACCAGUCUCAAUACCUUGGAACUGUUCGACAACAGACUGACAGUCAUACCCAGUGGAGCUUUUGAGUAUCUGUCAAAGCUUAGAGAAUUGUGGCUUAGAAAUAAUCCAAUUGAGAGCAUCCCCUCUUAUGCCUUUAAUCGUGUCCCCUCACUCAUGAGACUGGACCUGGGAGAGCUGAGGAAGUUGGAGUACAUCUCUGAUGGGGCUUUCGAGGGCCUUCAUAACCUCAAGUACCUGAACUUGGGGAUGUGCAAUCUGAGGGAGUUUCCUAAUCUUUCACCGCUGGUGGGAUUGGAGGAGUUGGAGAUAUCAGAGAAUGUUUUCCCUGAACUUAAGCCUGGGGCAUUCCGUGGCCUCAAGAAUUUACGUAAACUAUGGAUUAUGAACUCUGCCAUUACUAUCAUUGAAAGGAAUGCAUUUGAUGACAUAACAGCCUUGGUGGAGCUUAAUUUAGCCCACAAUAACCUGUCGUCUCUUCCCCAUAACCUCUUCACCCCUCUACAGUAUCUGGUGGAGCUACACCUACACCACAACCCUUGGCGAUGUGACUGUGAUGUGGUGUGGCUCUCCUGGUGGCUCAGAGAAUACAUUCCCACAAAUUCCACCUGCUGUGGACGCUGCCACACUCCACUCCACAUGAGAGGACGAUACCUGGUGGAAGUUGAUCAAACAACCUUUCAGUGCUCAGCACCAUUCAUACUUGAUGCUCCAAGAGAUCUUAAUAUUUCAGCAGCAAGGGUGGCAGAGCUUAAGUGUCGCACAGCUGCCAUGAGCUCAGUACGAUGGCUUCUCCCCAAUGGAACUGUAUUGACCCAUGGCUCAGCUCAUCCAAGAAUAUCUGUCCUUAAUGAUGGAACACUUAAUUUCUCCAAUGUUCUCCCAUCAGACACAGGUGUUUACACUUGCAUGGUGAGCAACAUGGCAGGAAAUUCCAAUGCCUCAGCCUACCUAAACGUCAGCAAUGCCGAGCUCAACACAUCUAAUCUGUCCUACUUUACCACUGUAACAGUGGAGGUUUUUGAGCCAGCAGUGGAGGAGACCCCUAAACCCAAGCCCACUGUUCCUGCAUCACCUUCUGUAUUUCAACCUGUCUUUAUCUCCACACCUACUGUGCUAUUCCAAAACACUCAGACUCCAAGGCAGGUAUCAAUUCCCACUGCCAGAGUCCCCAGUGUGCCAGCUACCAGCCUGGAUGAGGUGAUGAAAACCACCAAAAUCAUUAUUGGGUGUUUUGUUGCUGUUACCUUGCUGGCAGCUGCCAUGUUAAUAGCAUUCUAUAAGUUGCGCAAGAGGCAUCAACAGAGAAGCACCGUGGCAGCAGCCAGGACCAUAGAAAUCAUACAGAUGGAGGAAGAAGUACCUCCUGUUCCACCGCCCACAUCUGGAUCUAGUGGCUCUGAUGACACAGGAUUGGUACUGCCUACACUGGUGGAACACAACAGCAACACCUUUAAGCCUGGGUAUGUGUCCUCCUCAUCCCGCCAGGGAGGUUACGGUGCCCAUUGGACUCAGAACAACUCUCUUCAUCGCUCUGUUAGACAACAUCACAGCCACAUCAGCACCAUUGCUGAUCCCUACGUCAUUAAGACUACUCAUGGCAAGGACAAGGUUCAAGAGACACAAAUCUGAGUAAUGUUCAGAUUGAUAUGGAUCUAUCUCUGACUCUGCCCGAACCUCUCCCCUCCUAUCUGCUCACCAGUCCAUGCAAUAGAAUGCACAAAGAACAGAACGGUAACUUUCUUUUGUACAGAAGUGCAAAACAGAGACAUUUUUUGUUUCUUGUACAUGCCUAUACAUAAGUAUAUAAAUAUGAAAAAAAAAUAUAUAAAUAUAUAUAAAUGAAACUACCGUCAGGCAGUGGUGAGACAUGCAAAUUAUAUUAGAAAAGAAAGUAAUUUGAAACUAUUUUCUAAUAACUGGUGACUUCUAUUUAAAAAAAAAAGGAUAAUUAAUUGCUUUUUUGAUUGAAAAAAAAGGAACCUGUGAUGUCUAGUGUAGGAAAAGAGGCAUUUAGUUUGUUUUUGACCAUAGUUAGGAGGCAGUAAGAAGCUCUUUAUAAAGGCACCAGUUUCUAAAUCCAGCCCCAAAUGUAAGCUCCAGUUUUUACUGUGCCAAAUAUUAUAUGCAAUAACAUGGUAUUUCCAAACUAAGGAGUUUAAAAACCCACACAAGCAAAAUCUAGAUAGACACAAACAUUUGUCCAAUAGCAGCAUAAUGGCACAGAUAGAUUGUGCUGUUCAGUAGCUAUCAGCCAAAUGCUUUUGGACUGCAGUGAAUUUCUGCAGCUAAGGUUUAACCCUCUGUUCGCUGGAGUUCAGCUGCGUUUAUUUGACAGUGCCAGUGCUUCUUAGUUGUAGCGUAUCGAAACAUGUUUAUUUAGUGUGCACAUAAUUCCCCACUGGUUUAGCUGGCAAAUGUGGAAUGCAGGCUAAUAACAGUUGUUGCAAAUAUGUUGUUCUGUUAUUGUUUGCAUUUUGUAUUAUUUUUCCCUUAGGUUUUGACAUGCUUCUUAUUUGCUUGUGUAGUGUUUAGGGCUAAUUUAGUAAUGCAUUACAGCAGUUGCCUGACUUGUCUCCGCAAGGGCUCAUUCCGAUGCUAAUUUUUCAAAGGAACAGACAUGUGGUGCAGUGAUACAGGGCUUUGCUGACCAUUCUGCUUUUGGAGGAAAAAAAAGAGGGUUAAAGUAAAACAAAAUGAAUGUCUGAUGAUACCGGGACUUUUUCAUGGACUACACUGAAUCAUUACUUUGUGUUUCUUUUUCUUUUAACAUUUUAUUUUUAGCAACACUAUUUUUAUGGAGAGACAAAGGAGGCUAUGAAAAAUAAAAUCUUUGGUUUGUAUUUCUCUAAUCAGAAACACUUUCA
Messenger RNA from Archocentrus centrarchus (flier cichlid), 4061 nucleotides. RefSeq names its product leucine rich repeat containing 4.2 (gene lrrc4.2). The record is from RefSeq and is a predicted model, not a curated record. Gene Ontology annotation, molecular function: protein binding. The transcript is spliced from 2 exons. Gene Ontology annotation, cellular component: postsynaptic density membrane; plasma membrane; glutamatergic synapse. NCBI's taxonomy places the organism in Eukaryota, Metazoa, Chordata, Actinopteri, Cichliformes, Cichlidae. Bases 832 to 2826 code for a protein of 664 amino acids. Gene Ontology annotation, biological process: synaptic membrane adhesion; excitatory synapse assembly; postsynaptic density protein 95 clustering.